Messenger RNA from Debaryomyces fabryi, 2988 nucleotides. RefSeq lists its product as uncharacterized. Lineage: Eukaryota; Fungi; Ascomycota; Pichiomycetes; Serinales; Debaryomycetaceae. The coding region runs from base 1 to 2988 and encodes 995 amino acids. The record is from RefSeq and is a predicted model, not a curated record. The transcript has a single exon. Gene Ontology annotation, cellular component: nucleus. Gene Ontology annotation, molecular function: DNA binding.
AUGAGUUCUGAUGAGUCUGUAAUGUUUCAUGACGGGGAGUUUUCAAAAUUGGACUAUGAACUUCCAGAACCCGUAAGCAAAGAUGAAGUUGAAAAUAUGGCUACUCUUGAUUUUCUAAACAAAUCACAACAAACAGACCAAGACAAAGCUUUUACAAAUAUGGCAGAAGCAGAGUCAUCUGACGCAUUGACUGACACACAUAGUAUCAAUUCGCAAACAAAUAUGACUGAGGUUCGUCCGUGCAAGCCUAAUUUAAUGUCACUUCUUUCUGGUAAACAAGCAUCAAAAAGGUCUAAGUCGAAGAUACGAACAUCCGAAGAUAAACGACCAAAUCAAAAUGAAAUUCAGGAACCUGUUACAAAAGAAGAUAAUGAAACGAAACAUGAUGACGACUUGAGUUUAAAUGAAUGCAUAAAUGACUCUUUCACAGAGUCAAAGAGCAAUGACCUACGAAAAGAGCACGAGUUGAUAGAACUAGAAAAGAAGUUUUAUAAUGAUAAUGUAAAAUCUGUCACAGCUAAAGAUUUUUUAGCAAAGUUGAAUCAAGAGAAUUUAAAAGACAAAAAUAAGGGUGCUGAUAAUGUUGAAGAAGCGCCAAUUUUCAUUAACGAAGAUGGCAGUGAUUCCGUUCUCAUAGAAAUAGAUAGUGACGAAAAUAAAGAUGAAAUUGAAUUAUUAGAAUCUAAAGUCUUUAACGGUAAUAUGAAAAGAACAUCUGCAAAGGAUAUAUUUCAGUCUUUCAAGCCAUUACUGAAUAAAUCACUUAAAAAAUCAACCUGUCGCUCUCGCGUGGUUUCAUUCAAGAUGAAUCCAGAAACCCUCAAAGAAAUUCAAAUGAAUAGUAACCCAUUUUUCACUAAGGGAAAUAAGCAUGCAGCUUCGUUACCAGGCGCUAAAUCCCUUCUUGAAACUUUAAUGCAAAACCCAAAUUCUAAAAAGAAGAAACUAGUAACCCUCCGAGUUGACCUGAAUAGAUUAAGGGAAAUAACGAAACCUUUAAACAACCCUUUAUUUUCGAGAGGCACUAUUGGUACGAAAGGCAAGAGUGCUAACAGUUUCUUUAAAUCAAUGAUGGAAAAUGCGUCAGGAAGUACGCCAAAAUUGACUUCCUUGCAAAAGUUAAAGGAAUUAUAUCCACCCCCAAUAUCAAGAGAGCAAUUCCAUGUUUACGAUCAUGAAGAUGUCCAGAAAAACGAUAAUCAAACACUUCAGGGACUUAUAUUGAAGCCUGAGCAAAAAUCACAUCCAAUUCUAAAUCAAGAUAUUAAGGAAGGUGAUAUAUCACUGAUACUAAAUCCAGCGUAUAUCAAUACUACACUGCAUGAAUAUAAAGUAGAUGUUGAAACGUACACAAGCAAAGAAAUGCUAUUAGAAUCAAUAUGCAAUGAUAUGCCUCAAAUGCAGUUGCAUCCUCCACUAAUUAACAUAUAUAAUAGAUUUUUGAAAUCACCAACUAAUUGCAAAAAUGAAGAGUCUUUAUUAUGGACGAAUUUAUUUCAACCUGGAUGUAUGGCUGAUGUUUUAAUCUCGUCUACGAAACAAAAUGAGAUUAAAACCUGGGUCCUGAAUUCAUUUGCAAGAUUAAAAUCGCAAACACUAAAGACGCCUAGAAAUGUUUUGAUUAAGCAACAAAAAAAGCAGAAACAGAAUAGUUAUAAUGGGUUAGAUGGAUUCAUUGUUGAUGAUUAUGGCGAUUACUUUCAAGAUGGGUCCGAAACCGAAGAAGACAUAUUUGUUCCACUUUUAAUAAUUCAAGGUUCUACCGGUUCGUGUAAGUCAAGUUCUAUUUAUGCUGCUGUCAACGAAAUUAAUGGUUAUGUGUAUGAAAUUAAUUCAGGGCAAUCAAGAGGUAAGAAGGAUAUUUUAGGGACUCUAAAGGAAAUGUGUACGACUCAUCUAGUCCAUAGACAAAAUGAAGAAAAACAAUUCCAAAAGGGUAUUAUUUUACUCGAAGAUUGUGACAUUCUUUUUGAACAUGAUAAGAAUUUUUGGCUUGCAGUUCAUGAAGUGCUCAACAUUUCUCGAAGACCGCUAGUUAUUACAUGUAACGAUCUAACUGCUAUUCCGAAGAGUAUUAUAGAGUUAGCUAAUGAUGAAGAUGCUAUAAUAAGUCUUGAUGAAACCGAUAGUGACGCUUUAGCAAAUUUUAAAUGUUAUUUACUGUUAUGUUGUCUUAGUCAGGGUUUUCGAAUAGAUGAUCCUAUUCUUGAGGAUAUUUUGAAAGAUUGUCACUCCAGGACCUACGACUUGCGGAAGGCUUUGAUGUCCUGUCAAAUGUUAUGUCAAAAUUAUUCCAUUCAAAUUGCUGACGAAAAUACAAGCAAAAUAAAUAUCAGAAAAAUUAAAUACAAUUCCUUGGAAGUACCUAAAAGAGAAUACUCCCUUGAUGAACUUUCGGCGAAUAUUGAUCUUCUAUCAGUAUCUGAUGUAAUUUCUUCGAACUCAUAUUCAUUAAUUGAACACCAACCAAUCGCUAAUGAGCUUCUUGAUAUUUAUUUCAUAGAUGAAUCGACCAAAUUAAAACAACGCACUAUGCCACAUGAAUUAAAUAUUGGCGAUUUCAUUCUGGAAGCAAACUUUGUUGAGGAACGGCCCAUGGUGAAUGUUUUAUCCUUCAAUAAGAUAAGAGAAGCAACUACAACUUUCAUAUCCUCACGUUCGAAAGAGUUGCCCAAAUUCGUUCAAGAUUUAUAUUCAGCUAGGAGCGUCAGAGCAUCUACUAGAUCAAUGACUGAUUCAACUGAAAGUCUAACUGAAUGGCAGCGCGAUGUUACAGGAAUUUCUGAUUCGUCAAUCUGUAAUCAUUUGUCUCCUUUGCCAUAUACUUUAGACCUUGCACCAUUUGUUAGGCAAUGGUGUCGCUAUCAAGAUUCUCUAGAUAUUGUGGAAGAAGAUACUUUAAAAAAGCUGGGAGUAAGUGUUAAGAAAUUCAUUGGUUGGAGACAAUUUCAAGAUAAGUCCAAACAAGUAUUGAAUACUUUUAUUUAG